AGUACAAAAAUAUGAAUGAAGGAGGGCAAAAAAACAGUGGGACUGAGGUCCCACUGGUAGCUCUGUCAGAGGCACAGAAUGAAUCGCUAAAAGAAAAGAUCCCACUACCCUACUGGGAAGAGCUACCGCAUUCACAUUUUAGUAACGCAGACGGGACUCCAUCUCUGCGAAAUAUUAUGCUUCACUUUUUGCGCCAGGGCAGGCUAUCAAAGGAAGAUGCCAUUACAUUGACAACGCAAGCAGCUAUCUUGUUGCGGAAGGAGCCAAAUACGUUGACUCUUCGCGGCCCUGUCACGGUAAUUGGUGACAUUCAAGGGCAAUUUUAUGAUCUUGUAAAGAUAUUUGGUUUUGGUGGAAAUUUCACUGAAAAUCAAUACCUUUUUCUUGGAAACUAUAUUGGUAGUGGGGGAUAUAGCUGCGAGUGCAUUCUAUUUCUAUUUGCUGCAAAGAUAGCCUAUCCAAACUCCAUAUUCUUAUUACGUGGAAACCAUGAAUCACGUAUAAUGGCUAGUAUUCUUGGCUUCGAACUGGAAUGUUCGAAAAAGUAUUCCAGUAAGGUCUUCAAUCGCGUUAUGGUGGCUUGCCAGUAUCUACCCCUUUCUGCUGUUGUAUCAGAACGCUAUUUCUGUGUUCAUGGCGGGUUAUCACCUGAUAUUUCCUCCAUCGAGGAUAUCAAUUAUAUUCAUCGUUUUAGAGAAGUUCCUACAAAAGGUGCUAUGUGUGACUUACUAUGGUCUGAUCCUUACUGGGAUGUAGAGAAUCCAUCAUCUGCAGGUGACGGUGAAACGGAGUAUUACAGGCCUGGUGCAGGAGUAUUUGAUACCAAUCCAAUUUUUUUUGAGAACGAAAGACGCGGUCUCAGCUUCCUGUUUAACUUUGCCUGUGUAAGACAUUUUACUUCCGCAAAUAAAAUUUUAUGCAUUGUGCGGAGCCACGAAGCCCAGAAUGAAGGCUAUAAGCUGUACCGACCCCAUCCGAAUGGUAACUUUCCUUGCAUGCUAAGCCUAUUCUCAGCCCCUAAUUAUUGCGGCACCUUUGAUAACAAGGGCGCAUUUGCUCGUCUCACUGAGAAUAGUGUGAAUAUAAAACAAUUUUUCUGCUCACCACAUCCAUACGGAUUGCAAAACCUUAAUGGCGUAACUUGGUCGCUACCUUUUGUUACAGAUUGUUUGCAGAGCAUCAUUUGUGAACUUUUUGUUGAAAAAAAGUGACAGAUUGUGACGAAUUCGAAUUCGGUAUUGGUAUCGAAUCGUGCUGGAGUAUUCAAUAAUAAAACAAAAAUUGUAAUAGAAACAUCUGUUUUUGCAAAAUGAAGAUGCUGCAUGUAUACCCCUUUACCUUUUUAGAUUUCCAUUGUUCACUUACUAGCCCAUGACAAACUAA
This is a messenger RNA of Phytomonas sp. EM1, 1383 nucleotides long. The record is from the annotation of a GenBank genome assembly. Lineage: Eukaryota; Euglenozoa; Kinetoplastea; Trypanosomatida; Trypanosomatidae.